Molecule: messenger RNA, 1466 nt
Organism: Ctenopharyngodon idella (grass carp)
Lineage: Eukaryota; Metazoa; Chordata; Actinopteri; Cypriniformes; Xenocyprididae
Gene: bsx
Product: brain-specific homeobox
Exons: 3
Coding region: 229-912 (227 amino acids)
Biological process (GO): regulation of DNA-templated transcription
Molecular function (GO): DNA-binding transcription factor activity, RNA polymerase II-specific; DNA binding
Source: RefSeq, a predicted model, not a curated record
UCCUCCGCCCAGCCGUCGCGCUAUUGGCUGAGGGCUAAUCUACUUCCUGAUUUGCUGCUGUCAGUCUCGAUCCAAAUAAAUAGUAAUGUACCUGUACCAGCGUGCACAGGUUGCCAACGAGACUACGUUUCCGCUUUUAAGGUCCUGAAGACUGGGGCCAACUGAGUGAUUUUGUUUGCGACUAAAGCCUCACGGAUUGCCCGUGUUUUCUACAAAAAAAGUUUUGCAAUGAAUCUGAACUACACGUCUCCGGUCCCCCAGAUGCCGACUCAAAGGUCAACAUCGUUCUUCAUUGAAGAUAUUUUACUACAUAAGCCUAAACCUUUGCGAGAGGUGUUUCCCUCGCCCUUUUCAAACUCUCUUGCCUCACGGAUGCCUCUUUUAGAGUAUGGAUAUCCCCUUAUGCCUACACCGAUCCUCGCUCCUCAUCCGCAUCAUCCACUUCACAAACCUGAACACCAUCCGUACUUUUUCGCCUCCGGAAUGCAGAUGCCUGCGUUAUUUCAGCACCAUCCGGAAUUACCAGGGAAGCACUGCAGACGCAGAAAGGCCAGAACAGUGUUUUCAGACUCACAGUUAUCAGGACUCGAGAAAAGGUUCGAGAUCCAGAGAUAUCUGUCCACACCUGAGCGCGUGGAACUGGCUACGGCGCUCAGUCUAUCGGAAACACAGGUAAAGACGUGGUUUCAGAACCGGAGGAUGAAGCAUAAAAAACAGCUGAGGAAAACACAAGACGACCAGAAAACCCCAAAUGAUGUAGACAGAUCGCUGGAGAACACGAGCGAGAGCGAAAUGCACGAGAAAAGUACAGACGGUAAAAACGGCAUGAGUCCGGACAGAUACACGCUGGACGACAAUGAAGAUGAUGUCGAUAUUGAAGAUGACAUUUGCUCUCCUGAACAUUUACUCUAGUAUUAUCACCCCCAUGAACAAAACAAUUACAUAUUAAUUACAAUCUUUUAGAUAGGAAAUGAUAUAUAGUUUUUUUUAUUAUUAUUAUUAUUUUGAAAACAUCAGUCUAUAUAUUGUUCAAGCGCUUAAGAAUUUUUGGACAGCUGAAGGACAUACAAAUUAUUCGUGUGUUUUCAGCAUUAUUAUUAUUAUUAUUAUUAUUAUCAUUUAUCACAAUAGUCAUGGCUUUGUGACUGACCAUUUUUGUAAAUGUGGAAUGAAUGGUACGUAAUGUACUGACAAUCUGUAAAUAGAUUUACUUGAUAAAUAAUCAUUCAAGAGAUGUAACAAUUAAUUUUCAUUCCAAUUGAAGUGUAACAUUUUACAUUUUCAGCACUUUCGCGGGAUGAUAUUGGUUGUUUGGCAUGUGGACUGACAUAUUUAUGAACUCUAAAGCUGUGACUUGUCAUUUGUUAAAACAAAUAAUGUAUAUAAACAAUGUACAUUGAGUGAAUUAUCGAAGACAAUUCUUAAACGAGCUGCUUCUUCUUUCUUUGUGCUUUGAAAGCAUAUGA